Molecule: messenger RNA, 5127 nt
Organism: Gigantopelta aegis
Lineage: Eukaryota; Metazoa; Mollusca; Gastropoda; Neomphalida; Peltospiridae
Product: E3 ubiquitin-protein ligase TRIM56-like
Exons: 1
Coding region: 2029-3717 (562 amino acids)
Biological process (GO): positive regulation of DNA-templated transcription
Cellular component (GO): chromatin; nucleoplasm
Molecular function (GO): ubiquitin-protein transferase activity; zinc ion binding
Source: RefSeq, a predicted model, not a curated record
UCAGGGUUUGGAGUCGGUAUCUGGAUUAAAAAUCCCAAUCCGAACCCAGUACCUACCAGCCUGUAGACCGAUGGCCUGCCACGACGCCACGGAGGCCGGUCUAACUGUGGACGAAACACCUCGUCUGUGAAAUGUAACGUGUCGUAAAGACCAGGCUGUUUCGGACUGGACUGGUGAUUUUUCAUCUUUUCACUUGAUUUCACCUUUACUUGUUUUAUUUUAUUUUAAAUAAAACAAUUUUAUAACGGUAAAGACAGUGUUUGGUGAAUUUUGAUGAAGAAAAAAAAAGAAGUAAAAAAAAAAAAUCAACCCAAAACCCCCGUGGUGAGUUGAAAACUAGGCGAUUGAGCAUUUUUCUUCAUUCUGUUAUAAUGAUUAAAUGUACCAGCCUGAUUCUACAGUAACUGCAAAGCCAACCUCACUGGUUCCAGAUGUCACUGCCAUCCUAUAAUGAUUACCAGCCUGACUUGACAGUAACUGUAAAGCCAACCUGACUGGUUCCAGAUGUCACUGCCAUCCUAUAAUGAUUACCAGCCUGACUUGACAGUAACUGUAAAGCCAACCUGACUGGUUCCAGAUGUCACUGCGAUCCUAUAAUGAUUACCAGCCUGACUUGACAGUAACUGUAAAGCCAACCUGACUGGUUCCAGAUGUCACUGCCAUCCUAUAAUGAUUACCAGCCUGACUUGACAGUAACUGUAAAGCCAACCUGACUGGUUCCAGAUGUCACUGCGAUCCUAUAAUGAUUACCAGCCUGACUUGACAGUAACUGUAAAGCCAACCUGACUGGUUCCAGAUGUCACUGCCAUCCUAUAAUGAUUACCAGCCUGACUUGACAGUAACUGUAAAGCCAACCUGACUGGUUCCAGAUGUCACUGCGAUCCUAUAAUGAUUACCAGCCUGACUUGACAGUAACUGUAAAGCCAACCUGACUGGUUCCAGAUGUCACUGCCAUCCUAUAAUGAUUACCAGCCUGACUUGACAGUAACUGUAAAGCCAACCUGACUGGUUCCAGAUGUCACUGCCAUCCUAUAAUGAUUACCAGCCUGACUUGACAGUAACUGUAAAGCCGACCUGACUGGUUCCAGAUGUCACUGCCAUCCUAUAAUGAUUACCAGCCUGACUUGACAGUAACUGUAAAGCCAACCUGACUGGUUCCAGAUGUCACUGCGAUCCUAUAAUGAUUACCAGCCUGACUUGACAGUGAAGUGACGACAGCGGGUUUCCUGUCUCAAUAUCUGUGUGGUCCUUAAUCAUAUGUCUGACGCCAUAUAACCGUAAAUAAAAUGUGUUGAGUGCGUCGUUAAAUAAAACAUUUCUCUUUCUCUCUCUCUCCGUCCCGAGGUCUCCCAGGAGAUGUUAUCAGUAAAACUGAAUUUUACAAUCACUUUGUUUAGUCUGCUUUUGUUUAGCGACACCACUAUAGCACAUUGGUUUAUUAAUCACUGACAACUGGAUGUCACACAUUUGGUAAUUCUGACUUAUAGUUUUAGAGAGGAAACCCGCUACAUAUUCCCCAUUAACAGCAAGAUAUCCUUUAUAUGCACUUUCAGGACAGGACAGCACAUACCACGGUCGGGUAAAAAAUAAUAAUCAGAGAAUGGACCAAAUGAGGUGAUUCGAUCCUACGACGCAAGUACCUGAGGCGGGCACUCUAACGACGGAGCAACACCCCGCACAGAUCACAAAGGCCGUUGAACAAUGCUAGUGAGAAACUUACAUGUUUGUGAAUACGUAUUUGAGAUUUUGUAUAAUCGGUCCUUAACUUUUCAAAAUCGAUUCUUAAAUUCUCAAAUUCGAUCAGUAAUUAUCUUGCCAAAAUGAAACAGGUUAAGCAAGGGACCCCCCCCCCCCCUCCCCCACCUCCCUUGACGGAGACUGCACCCUCACACCGACCCUCAGCCGUAUUAUACCGAGUCCACGUGAUCACCAGGAGAUUUAUUGAUCUACAUUCAAGUAUAGUACACGUCAAGUCAAAGUCCGAGAUAAACGCACUCAGUUCAGAUCAUCAGAAGUGAAACUAGAAACAUGGCGACAGGCUCGAACGUCAGCUCCGAUAUAUGCAGUAUUUGUACUGAAAGGUUUCACUGUCCAAAACUUCUGCCGUGUUUCCACACGUUCUGUCUGGAAUGUCUACGCCAAUUUGUGUCGUCAUCAUCCAAGGACGGUCAGUUCCUGUGUCCUCUGUGUCGGCAUCAAGUGACCUUACCCGAGGAGGGAGUGACGGGCUUUCAGACCAACUUCUAUAUUGAGUCCAGGGAGAAUAAAUAUGCCCAGUGUGGGGGUGAGCGGUGUGGGGUGUGUGAGCAGCGAGCGACUAACUCGUGUCGUCAGUGUGAAAUACUGCUGUGCGAUACGUGUACAGGAGGUCACCGAAUUCUUCCAGCCACGAGAUCUCACGUGUUGAUAACCCUGGCUGAUUCCAGUACUGGGAAAACAGUUGUGUCUGUGCAGACCUAUUGUGAGAAACACAAAGAUGAGAAGUUGAGAUUUUAUUGCAUGGCGUGUAAUAAAACAAUUUGUAGAGACUGUAAGCUAACACACCAUGAAGGUCAUAAGACAAAAGAUAUCACAGAUGUUGUUGAAAAAGCCCGAACUAGCUUAGCGAAAACAAAAGUAAAACUAGAAGCGUUUAAAGCAAGAACCCGAAAAUCAAUUGACCAGAUAGAUGAUAACAAUACUGAAACGUCUAAGCGUGUAAACCAUUUGAAAGAAGAAAUAAACAAGCUUGCUGAUUCACUGGUUGACAUGAUAAAUGAUGCGUCGCGUAAAGAGACAGACAGACUGACAGACAUAGACAAAAAACACGGAAAGAAAUGUUUCGAUGUUCGGUAUAGUUUAACACAAAGAGUAUGUUUUCUACAGAGUCAAAUAGAUCACACGGAUGCCAUGUUGAAUCAGGGACUUGAAUGUGAUGUGUUGAAAGCUGACAGCGAGAUGAAGCAAAGACUCGCAGAAAUAGAGAAAGAACAACUGCUUGACUCAGAUUUUGAGUUUAAACCUUUGAACAUUUCUGCCAUUCCAUCAGUAACUUCAGGUGUGCUGCAGGUUGUCCAGAGUGCUGUCAGGAACACCGUGCCACAUGCGUUCCCGGUUUUACGCGAGACUACUUUACUUAAGGGAUUGAAAUUAAAAUAUGGUGCGGGACCUGUGCAUUCUCUCAGUUUCACGAGAAGUCAAAAUGUUCUAAGUGUGCAAGGACAUGACUGCCACCUUUGUCUCUUUGAGAAAUCAAAAUCACGGCCAACAUGGACAUUUAGAGUAUAUCUGGACGAGGUGAUGAAUGAAGGAGUUGAAAGUGUGAUAGAGAAGCACAACAGACACCACCCAGACAACAAAAUACCCGCACGGGAUUACACAGACUUGAAGAAACCAUUUCCGUACAAGGACACAAAUAACAAUGGAGACACCUGCUGGGUUAUCAAGGAGCAUAACUGGGUUGGUAUUGAAACCGACAGCGGAGAUGUUCGAAUAUUGACCUUCAACCCAUUUGCUGAACCUGGACAAGAGUUCAAACCUGUAGAUGUGUGCUGGGGUAACAAACAGGAAAUCUAUAUUGUGGACAGCCGGACAUGUGCGAUUAUUGUAUACAGUCUUCAAAAAGGAUUUGAAAAACUAUCAAAAACCUUCGGUGUCACGGCUGUGGCUAUGGACAGAGAAGGAAAACUGUGGGUUGGUAAUUCAAAUGGACGGAUUGUUAUUUGCAGUGUAGACUAAUUCCAAACUAUAGUCCUCCCCACGGGUAACGCCGUUUUCUUCCUAUGGUAUUUGUACUACAAGAUAUUUAUUUCUGAGCAGAUUGUUUUCUAAAUGGCACACAAAAAUAGUAUUUUUUUCUAUCCAAAACACUUUUACUUUUCUUCUUACGUCAAAUCAAACUGAAAUUAUUAUUUAAAAAAAAAUCUUUCAUGAAGGCUGGAACAGGCUAAGUCCAAGUGUUGAAUAAGUUUCUAAUGAAUUUGUUAAAGCUGUGGUCUUUAGUUACCACGAUAUAUACCAUCGUUUACUAUUGAAAAACUUAGUAUGUAUUUAGGAAUUAACUAUUUGCAUCAUGAAGAAUAAUAAAAUGAGAUAUUUUGUCAUGUUUCAAUAUAACGGCCUACAUCACUUACUUUAUACGGUGUUUAAAAGCAAUAUGCACGUGUUUCUUCUUUCAAGCUUCGUAAAGCAUUUUGAAUAGAUAUUUAAAAGCAAUAUGCACGUGUUUCUUCUUUCAAGCUUGGUAAAGCAUUUUGAAUAGAUAUUUGGCAACUUGCCGAUUAAUGAAACCAAACAUUUUUAAUUCACCACUGUAAAAUGGUUAGCAAUAACCAACAUAUUGUACGGUUGACUAUAGCCUCAUUUUCGAAACCUAAUACCGUAUUACUCUGCAUGGUGUAAACUGUAAUUUCCUAACCUUUUACCAAGUUUAAAGCAACACAAAUGUGUAAAUAAUUAGCAAUAAGCAAAAUAAUAAGGGUUUAAAACCAAUAAUUAAUUGUUUGUUUUAGUCUCCCUCUGGCUGUAAAAAUAACGUAGCGUCCACCGAGAACGACGUAUCGCACCUCAGAAGUACCCCUUUAGGAUUUAAAGACUUAUUUCAUUUGACAGCUUAUCGCAGAGUCUUCAGGGCCGACGGUGGGGCGGGUUAUAGGAUCGAGGCCUUUCGGUGGACUCGAUGUUUUGUUUGCUGGUCACAACAGGUGCCCUACGACUGGUACAUCAAAGACGAAAUGAUUUCGUUAUCAAACCUCUGAAGCUGUAUUUAACAGUUCUUGACUUGACACGUAACAAUGAAAUUUUGAGGAAAAAUGGCACCAAUUUUCUUUUUUUAAAUCUCCAAGGCCUAAGCUUUAAAAUGGUGUAUGUUGCCUGCUUUCUUUGUUAAAUUCCCACGGGAGAUGAUUUGGACAACUGGCCCUGGACCUUUUCACAAAGCGGCCUCAAUUUGAGUUGCAUGCUUAAAUGCCCUGUAUUUAACUAUUGUUUAGUUUUCUCACUAGUGUUUACUUCUAAAUGAGUGCGCGGUCGAUCUGGGGUCGAUCCCCUUCGGUGGGCGCAUUGGGCUAUUUCUCGUCACAGCCAGUGCACCACAACUGGUAUAUCAAAGGCCGUGGUAUGUGCUAUCCUGUUUAUGGGGUGGUGCAU